Messenger RNA from Anneissia japonica, 2795 nucleotides. Its product is annotated as transmembrane protein 208-like. Lineage: Eukaryota; Metazoa; Echinodermata; Crinoidea; Comatulida; Comatulidae. The transcript has 4 exons. Gene Ontology annotation, cellular component: intracellular membrane-bounded organelle. Gene Ontology annotation, biological process: vacuolar protein processing. The coding region runs from base 325 to 837 and encodes 170 amino acids. The record is from RefSeq and is a predicted model, not a curated record.
AGAAGAAAAACACAUUGAGUUGUACAAAAAUCGUAGUGUUAUAGCUUGUGUAGACUUACUUAUAUAUAUAUAUUUUUUUAUUACAGUAGGCCUAUAUUAAUAUUGUGUCGUCGGUGGAGUUUGGGGGGUGUUAAAUCCUCUUGUUAUUUCUAUUGGAUACAGUUGAGUAAUCAGCAGAACACGCACACCGGCCGAUAUAUCACACAACAAAAACGCGACGACGAGGAUUGAGAAAAUUUCAGCAGCUGCUUGUAAAAACGAGGGUUCAGCAUACUGAUUGUACUAUUGAAAGGUAUCAUCCGAAAAAGAACGCACCAGUUUAAAAUGCCGCCUAAAGGAAAACCAAAAACCAAAGGGCAGAAACAGAUUUAUCUGGAAAACAAUGAGACUCUGAAAUUCUACUCUUCAGUGAUGGGGAUAACCUCUGGACUGCAUAUAGUUUUUAGACUUUUAUGGUUCUAUGAAUCUUUCUUAUGGUAUAACUGGGUAUUACUUAUUUUAUCUGUGGUUACAUAUUUUGGCUGUUAUAAGUUAUUAUCAUCCAUGGCAAAAGCAACAUUUUCUGAAACAGGUACGUUGGUAGAUGGAGGAAUUGAUUUGAACAUGGAAUCUGGAAUGGCAGAGCAUAUAAAAGAUAUAAUCUUGUUGACAGCAAUAGUGCAGUUUCUAGGCAUUUUUUCAGAUUAUUUCUGGUUAUUAUGGCUGUUAGGGCCUAUUCGUGCUUUCUACCUUGUCUGGGUCAAUUUCCUGUCACCUUGGUUCUUUGCUCCACCUCCUCCAGAGGAUGAUGAAAAGAAGAUGAGGAAAAAGGAGAGGAAGGUGUAUAAGCGGUAUUGAUGUUGAGAUUUGGAAAAUCAUAAUAAUAAUAAUAAUAAUAUUAAUGAUAAUAACAACACUUAGCAACUGAAAUAUAUGGUCAUGAUCAUAGGUGUAGACCAUGAAUCCUGUUUAUACCUCUCUAAAAUGUAUAUUUGAGGCUUGUCAUCCCAAAACCAGAGUACUGUCGCUAAAUGUUAAACUGAGUAAUAUAUAAAUAUACAGUAUAACAUAAGAAUGUGUCGGUAUUGUGUACUUUAGUGCAGAGAAGCCAUGAUACUUUUACUCAAAACUUUGGCAAUAAUAAGUUGAUGGAGAAUAUGAAUAUAUUAAAAAAUCAAUUUUCUUGUUUUGGUCACUGAUGCUAGGUUUGGCAUUGCAAGCCCCAUUUAAAAACUUGACUGAUAGUCACGUUUAUUUUUAUAUCUUUCAAAUUCAAAAGUUAUUGAAACUUUAAAAGAGGAUAUUUAAAAACAAAAUAUUGAAAAUUAUGUAUUUUAUGCAGAAUUGCAUGUAAAAAAAUAAAGUAAAUUAAAAAUUAAUGAAUAUGUUUUGUCAUGUUCCCAGUUUUGGUACCUUGAAUUAAAACAUUGGCAGAAUCAGAAAAAAGGGAUGGCAAAGGGCACUUAAUUAAGGGCACUUAAUUUCUUGGAACUAAAGUGCAGGCUCAAUUUUAAAUUCCUAAAUCUGUCUCAGUAAAAUAAAUUUAAGCCCAGAUGCUUUAUUUAAAUUUCUUACUUCCACCCCCAACUUUUAAGUAGACUUUAAUGCAAAAUACUUCUUUCAUGUAAGACCACCCCUUAAAGUGGUUGAAAAAGACAUUUUACACUAUGUAAUCCUCAGAUAAACAAUUUUAAGUUCUAGUAUACAGAUAAAUUGCAUAUGAAAUUCUAGCUUGGCCCAACUCUUGAGCUACUUAACCUUCCCUCAGCACCUGAGAAACUUGGGCCCUAGGCUGGACUGUGGUGUUGGCUACACCUACAAUAUGUAGCCUACCUAAGCCUGCAAACAUUAUGUUGUUUGCAUUUUAUGGUUCGUUUGGGUUUAAAUGUCAUGAUAAUGUUCCAUCAGCAAAAAGUUGAGCUUUGGUUUUUAACGCAGCUGUUUAUUUUUCUACUGCAGCAAAACAUUUAAGGUGCUAAUAAAUUAAUUUCUAGGAAAAAGACUGAGCACAGAAUGUUACUGCUGAGCAUAAGGACUACUACAGCAGUGAAAUUAUCUUUCUAUGACAAUUUUUCUCGUUUAUUGUGUGGGGAAAUUUGACUUAUCUCUUGUGGAAAUGUUUACCCCAAACUCAAUCCAAUUUCAUGUUCAAGGGGCAGACUUUUUACCUGAGGAACUAAGAUAAUUUAUAUAUAAUAUAUAUAUUAUACACAAAAUAAAAUGUAAAUGUACACUACACUUAUAUGCAGAAUAACAAAGUUUUUAAGGGUAGGAGCUCUUAUUGAUUUUACUAAUAGAGUGUUUAGUCUGCAAAAACAAAUCAAAUUUCACACUUGUCUAGCCAAGGUGUAUUAAUUCAGUGGUGGUGCCACCAUUCCUUGCUCUGGUGCCCUUGUAGCUAGAAAUGCAUUUGGAGGUAUCAAGACUAAAUUAUUAAUCUUGUUAAAGUGGAAAUUAGCUGAAAUUAGGUUGUUCCAAAUGUAAAACUCUUUCUGAGGAAGACAGUAAUAGUAAUCUGACUGGCAUAUAAAAUUACUAAUGAUUAUGAUUUUGAGUUAACAAUUCAGAAAAUAAGAUUUUUGCCUUACUGUAAGUACUCAUAGCACUGCAGUGUUUGAAGCAACCUUAUGUGAUGAUUUGAACUUUGCUUAUAAAAUUGCUUUCCAGAAACAAAUAGCCAGUUAAGAUAAUUUCAAACGGGUAUUUAUUCUCUCAAGGUGUAUGGAAAAUUCUAGAAUUUAUAAUGCUUUUUACCUCUCGUAUUUGGUAUACAGUACAGUAAGAAUUUCAAACAGGUCAUUGAAUCAUGUUGUUGG